Molecule: messenger RNA, 1063 nt
Organism: Carica papaya (papaya)
Lineage: Eukaryota; Viridiplantae; Streptophyta; Magnoliopsida; Brassicales; Caricaceae
Product: C2H2-type zinc finger family protein
Source: RefSeq, a predicted model, not a curated record
UAAACAAUACAAAUACAGCAACCACCAUGUUAGUUGUUAAUUAGCGUCUAUACACUAUAUAACAAACUCUCGUCUCUCCAUUUUCAUUGCUUCUCUUUCUUUCUGUCUUUUCUCUCUCUCCUCACAUAUACUAUACUACUUGACUCACAUGGAAGCUCAAGGGGAUCAGGUAUCUCUUCCACCAUCUCAUCAUCAUCAGAGCCACCGCAUGAUGAUCAAAGGGAAGAGAACAAAGCGGCAAAGACAAUCAUCGCCGUUGAUUCCGAUGAUCUCCACAUCAUCAACAGCUUCUGCAGGAGUUGUUGACCAUGACUACGUUUCUUCUCCAACUUCAUCAAGCACCGAAGAAGAAGAGGACAUGGCUAAUUGCUUAAUCUUGUUGGCGCAGGGUCGUCAUCACCCUCGUCGUCUUCAAGAAGUUACGAGUUCCAAGGUCAGUAGUGAUCAGAAAUUCAAUCAAGUCUAUGAGUGCAAAACAUGUAAUCGAUCCUUUCCAUCUUUCCAAGCUUUGGGUGGACACAGAGCCAGCCACAAGAAGCCUAAACCUAAUUUUCCAUCCAAGGAUGAUGUUGAAGACCAAGCUCAAGUACCCAAAAUUAACAUGAUCAUCAUCAAUAGUUCUCCUCCCCCUCCGCAGACCACAAUUUCUUUGCAACCAAACAGCAAUACCCACAAGGCUUAUCAUCACUCUACAUCUAGCGGUAACCAAAACAAGUCAAAAAUUCACGAGUGUUCCAUUUGUGGAUCGGAGUUUACUUCUGGGCAAGCUCUUGGAGGUCACAUGAGGCGUCACAGGACGGCUGCAGCAGCCGCAGCCGGUGGUGGUUUGCAGGACACAAGCUCAACUAAUGAAUCCAACAAUGGGGAAAUUACUCAUGAGAUGAAACCCAGAAAUAUUCUGGCGUUAGAUCUUAAUUUGCCUGCACCAGAGGAUCAUGACCACCGUGGUGAAACGAAGUUCCAGUACGGAUCAACUCAGCAAGGCCUUGUUUUCUCCACUCCGGCUUUGGUAGACUGCCAUUACUAGCAGAAGAAGAUAAAAAAAAAAAAAAAAAAAAAAAAA